Molecule: messenger RNA, 2371 nt
Organism: Cydia strobilella
Lineage: Eukaryota; Metazoa; Arthropoda; Insecta; Lepidoptera; Tortricidae
Gene: ace1
Product: acetylcholinesterase-like
Exons: 3
Coding region: 49-2148 (699 amino acids)
Biological process (GO): choline metabolic process; acetylcholine catabolic process
Cellular component (GO): plasma membrane
Molecular function (GO): acetylcholinesterase activity
Source: RefSeq, a predicted model, not a curated record
AAAUAAUAUAUUUCAGGUGCUGAUUGUGGCGCGUGGGGUAACGGCGGUAUGCGCGUGGUGUUAGCAGCGCUAGCAGCGCUUGCGGCGCGAGCGCUGGGUAGCCCGCACGAACACCGCGCGCGGCAUCAUGCACCAGAUCACCCUCUGCAUUUUCCGGCGCCAGCUCCUCCACAACCAUAUAGAGGACAUGGCGAGGCAGUCCGCUAUAAUCCUGAAUUAGAUACGAUAUUACCCCGUAUUGAUGAACAUGAAACCUCUUCGAAACGCGCCAAACUAGAAGAUGCUGAAACCUCAUCUAAAAAAGAAGAAAAAUAUUUUUCCAACCAUGAACGAGGCGAAGAAGUUUUUAUGGCAGAUGAACCACAAAUGGGACCUGAAGACGACGAUCCGUUAGUCGUUCGCACUCGUAAGGGCAGAGUUAGAGGUAUAACUCUUACAGCUGCGACAGGAAAGAAAGUUGACGCUUGGUUUGGAAUUCCUUACGCACAAAAACCUCUAGGCGACUUGAGAUUUAGACACCCCAGACCUGUUGAAAGCUGGGGCGAAGAAAUUUUAAAUGCAACAACACUGCCACAUUCAUGCGUUCAAAUAGUAGAUACCGUGUUCGGGGAUUUUCCAGGUGCUAUGAUGUGGAACCCUAACACAGACAUGCAGGAGGACUGUCUGUAUAUUAAUAUAGUCACACCUCGACCCAGACCAAAAAAUGCAGCUGUUAUGCUAUGGGUAUUUGGGGGAGGAUUUUAUUCUGGAACUGCCACUUUGGAUGUGUAUGAUCCUAAAAUCCUGGUAUCCGAAGAAAAGGUUGUCUACGUUUCAAUGCAAUAUCGGGUUGCUUCGCUCGGUUUCCUUUUCUUUGACACACCCGAUGUUCCAGGAAAUACGGGACUUUUUGAUCAAUUAAUGGCUUUGCAGUGGGUCAAAGACAAUAUAGCAUAUUUUGGUGGAAAUCCUCACAAUGUAACGUUAUUCGGAGAGUCGGCUGGAGCAGUAUCUGUCUCCCUUCAUUUACUAUCACCUCUUUCGAGAAACUUGUUUUCGCAGGCAAUUAUGCAAUCGGGAGGUGCAACAGCACCAUGGGCUAUAAUAUCAAGAGAAGAAAGUAUUUUACGAGGCAUACGGUUAGCAGAAGCUGUACACUGUCCUCAUUCAAGAACAGACAUGGGGCCCAUGAUAGAAUGUCUGCGAAAAAAAAGUGCUGAUGAAUUAGUGAAUAAUGAAUGGGGAACCUUAGGUAUUUGUGAAUUUCCUUUCGUUCCUAUUAUCGACGGUUCCUUUUUAGACGAAAUGCCAAUCCGUUCUUUAGCGCACCAAAACUUCAAAAAAACCAAUCUUCUCUUAGGGUCAAAUACCGAAGAAGGAUAUUAUUUUAUACUGUAUUAUUUGACCGAAUUAUUUCCCAAAGAAGAAAACGUAGGCAUUACCAGAGAGCAAUAUUUACAAGCCGUAAGGGAGUUAAAUCCAUAUGUCACUGAUGUGGCUCGUCAAGCAAUAGUGUUUGAGUACACUGAUUGGUUAAACCCUGAUGAUCCCAUCAGAAAUCGUAAUGCUUUGGAUAAAAUGGUGGGCGACUACCAUUUUACUUGCGGUGUAAAUGAGUUAGCACAUCGUUACGCGGAGACUGGCAAUAACGUGUAUACAUAUUAUUAUAAACACCGCAGUAAGAAUAACCCAUGGCCAUCGUGGACGGGUGUCAUGCAUGCUGAUGAAAUCAAUUAUGUAUUUGGCGAGCCUCUGAAUCCCGGAAAAAAUUAUUCACCGGAAGAAGUAGAAUUCAGCAAACGAAUGAUGAGAUACUGGGCAAACUUUGCGAAAACUGGAAAUCCAUCGUUAAGUCCGAAUGGAGAAAUGACUAAAGUGCACUGGCCGGUGCACACCGCGUUCGGCAGGGAAUAUCUGUCUCUGGCAGUCAACUCCAGCGCUGUGGGCCACGGACUGCGAGUUAAACAAUGUGCUUUUUGGCAAAAAUAUCUCCCCCAAUUAAUAUCAGCGACAAAAAAAACGGAACCACCCCGGAAUUGCACUGGCAGUGGUUCCUUACUGCGUCCGUCGCUGCACACGCUGGGCCUGGGCGUCGCGGCGGCGGCGACAUCCUUCACACACCACUUGUUGUUGACACAUUUAGUGUCCAUGUUCGUGAACAUUGAUUAGAACGUUUCACGCACAUACCGUAUGGUUUAUUUGCUCUGGCCUGCUAUGUCUUUUCUGAUGAAACGCAUUUUAAAAUGCCGUUCAAAGUAAUAUGGGACAAAACAGCAAGAUUACUAUACGAUUGCGCCAACACUUAAUAAAACAGUCGUUGAUAAAAUUAUGAUUUAUUAGCACUACUUAUAGUCCUUAUAUUGAUCAACAAGGACAAUAUAAUUUUCAUCUC